Messenger RNA from Lytechinus pictus (painted urchin), 4437 nucleotides. RefSeq names its product squalene monooxygenase-like. The transcript has 10 exons. Gene Ontology annotation, cellular component: endoplasmic reticulum; membrane. Gene Ontology annotation, molecular function: flavin adenine dinucleotide binding; squalene monooxygenase activity. The coding region runs from base 343 to 1866 and encodes 507 amino acids. The record is from RefSeq and is a predicted model, not a curated record. Gene Ontology annotation, biological process: cholesterol metabolic process; sterol biosynthetic process. Lineage: Eukaryota; Metazoa; Echinodermata; Echinoidea; Temnopleuroida; Toxopneustidae.
GCCUAUUUAUGGAUAGAUGAGAGCCUGUCCAAGGCCCGGGUCCAAGGAAGUCAAAGCAAUGAACAAUCAACAUGGCAAAAACGAAAUUACUAUUUGAUUUAUCACUAAAGUUCGGUUGAUGAAUUUUCUAAAUAGUCUGAGAAUUUCAAUCGUAGCUAGAUUUUCAGUUGCAUAAUCCUUGCUCACGCGAUUUUCCCUGCGAUGUUGUCGAUGUCAAAGGUCACGUUAUCUCAUCAGCUCAGCUGUAUUGCACAAAGAACGGCAGCUAGUGGAGUAGCAGCCGAUAAUUAGCAUUUUGCCGAUGAAGUUUGCACCUAUAAUCACUCGGAUAUAGGUGUUGCAAUGAUUGAAAUUCUAGUAAGUCUCAUCCCAGAAGGGCUGGGGUAUCCCCUGGCUGUGUCUGCUAUACUUGGCUUGUUGCUUUACAUUCUACUGGGCAAGCCAUCGUCUAUGAAGAAGCAGAAGAAAUCGACCAAUCAUAUGACAGCACCAUCAUCACAUGACACUGAUGUUCUUAUUAUUGGCUCUGGGAUCCUAGGGUCAGCCAUGGCUACUGUGCUGGCCAGAGAUGGCCGUAAGGUGACCGUUAUAGAACGAGACAUGAAGGAGCCGGACAGGAUAGUUGGAGAGUUGCUUCAACCUGGUGGCUACAGAGCUUUAACUGAUCUAGGAUUAAAAGAUUGUGUAGAAGGCCUUGAUGAACACACAGUCAAAGGUUAUGUCAUUCAUGAUCUAAAGUCUGGAGCUCAAGUUGUUGUACCAUAUCCUACAGACAAAGAUUCAGGAUCUGCAAUCACAGGUCGAUCAUUCCAUCAUGGCAGGUUUAUUAUGGGGCUUCGGAAGGCAGCACUCGCUGAAGAAAGAGUUACCUAUAUUGAAGGUGCUGCAUCUAAAAUCUUGGAGGAGAAUGAUAAAGUAGUUGGAGUGUCAUAUAAACUCAAAGGAACACAAGACCUAAAGGAGAUCAAGGCCCCUCUGACCAUCAUCGCCGACGGCUGCUUCUCCAAGUUCCGGAAGCAGCUGACCACCACCCUCCCAAAGACUUCCUCUCACUUUGUGGGAACCCUGAUGCACCACUGCCCUCAGUAUGCAGACAACCAUGCUGAGCUGGUCCUGGCUGAUCCUUCGCCUGUACUCAUCUAUCAGAUAUCAUCAGAGGAUACAAGGGUUCUGGUUGAUGUCAGAGGGGAUAUGCCAAAAGAUGUCAAGGAGUAUAUGAUGGACAAGGUUUACCCACAGUUACCAGAGCAUAUCAAGGACCCUUUUGCCGAUGCUAUUCAAAAUGGCCGCAUCCGUAGCAUGCCCAACAGUUUCUUACCACCAGCCCCUGUAGAGAAGCGUGGUGCUCUGUUGCUAGGCGAUGCGUAUAACAUGAGGCAUCCAUUGACAGGUGGAGGUAUGAGUGUAGCACUGAAUGAUGUCAAGAUUUGGAGAGAGCUCUUCAAAUCGAUACCAAACUUAGGUGAUGACAAGGCAUUAUCUAGUGCACUAAGAAUGUUCCAUUGGAGAAGGAAGUCUACCCAUGCAUUCGUUGUCAACGUUCUAGCUCAGGCUCUUUAUGAAUUGUUUGCUGCCACAGACGUUCAUUUAAUGAAGCUUCGUGAGGCUUGUUUCAAGUAUUUCAAGCUUGGUGGUCAAGCUGUAGAGGGACCUGUAGGAUUGCUCUCUGUACUCACCCCCAACCCAUUCCUCCUGAUUGGUCAUUUCUUUGCCGUCGCCCUCUACGCCAUCUACUUUGCAUUCUUAGACCAGCCCUGGUACCUCAAACCACUCGCGUUCUACGAGUCUUCUCUCAUCUUCUUCAAGGCUUGUGGGGUUCUCUUCCCACUCAUAAGAUCAGAAUUUUACAUGGUCAUGAGGAGUUGAUGGAUUAUUGACCUUGUUGUAAAAUGGUCUUACCACUUUACAUCACUUGGUCUGCUUCAGACAUCAGGGCCGAUUUCAUAAAACUUGUGAUGAUAUCAAAUUGCAUUAACCGUUUAAAGCUACUGAAAUCAUUCAAUUUGAUUGGCUUAUAAUAAAGUUAUUACAUAAAUUGAACAUGUGUUAUCAUAACAAGUUUUCAUGAAAUGUGAACCAGAUCAGGGAUAAGGUCCACUCACAGACCAGGGAGAGUGGGAUAAUUCAACUGAAUUUAACUUUUCUGCCCUUUUUAGUCUGACUCUACUCAAAGGCAAUACUUUGAAAAUUAAUUUCAGUAUUAUUUGAAUGAUUUGAAAAUGUGUAUUCAUUUGCUCAUCCUUGGUCAAAUAUACAACGCAUUGUAGAUAGGGAGAUAUGAAUUGCAUUAGAUGAGUAUUAUGUUAUUCCUUUCUCUGUAUCUUGUGAAUACCUGGCUCUCGAGUAUAAUUGUUACAGUGGGUUUUUUUUCUAUAUGAUUGCUAUGAAAGCAUGAAUGCUUGUAGGCAACCAGAGGACUGAUGGCUUAGGCCCUCUCUGAGGGACCAUGUAAUAAGGAUUAAUGCCUUACCAAAGGUCACUUUAGCAUUGACCUUUAUCAUGUAACACCAAGAUGUGCAAGUAUGAAAGAAUAGUUCUGAUUGGUUCAUGGUCUUUAUUGUGAACAAAUUGUAUAUGAAACAAUGAUUUUGAUUGGCCAUGGUAUUUAGAGAUUGAUACAAAUUCUUCAUCCAUGAUGUAAUUGGAAUCCAAUAUUUGAGGGUUACUGUUCAUGUUAAAUAUUUAGAAUGUUAGUAUGUAUUCCUACCGAGUGUAUGAGUUUGAGGAAGGGCAUACUUGUAAAAGUACGCUCAUGGUUUGAGGGAAUGAUGUCGACUAUCAGGGUUAACGGAUCCUUCAGAUCAUGAGAGAAAUGGCGAAAUUUGUAAAAUACCGUUUUAUGAUUUAAAAUGUUAAAUUUGUGGAUGGUUCUAUUCAUUGACCUAGUCAUGGUGUUCUAUUUAUUAAUUCUAUUUACACUGCAGGAGUGAAUCUUCAAGUUUCUAUCUAUCAUCUUUUCAUAACUUUAACAUUGAUUUGUUCAGUUAUUGUUAUUCAGUCAAGUAACUUAGGCUUUGCAGAACUUUUAUCUAUUGUAAGUCAGUUUAUUCUUCAAAGCUCCAUAUGCCUUGCAAACAAUUGUAAAUUUGCUCCCUCAACAAAAGUUUUUAUUAAUCUGAUAUUGUUGAAGAUUAUCAAUCAAUUGAUAUAAGCAAUUGAUUGCAAGUUCAUUUCUUGUAUCGCUACCUUAAAGUUUCAGGGCUAUGUGUAUCUUUAUAGUUUCACUUUACUUGAUAUUCUCCCGAUUAAAAUCGGAAUUCUGAUUUUUUCUUUUUUUUUAUUCAGAUUUUUUGUUUAAAUAUUUUUUUUACAUGAAAUCCUUUGGCCAAGAAUAUUCUCAUGCUGUUUUUUAAAGUCAAAUGAUAAAACUACCAUGCAGACUCACAUGGAAAAAUCACUUUUGAUUUCUUUACUAUGUAAGAGCUUGUAACCCCAACCGGGGCGCCUCAGACUUUCAAGAACUUCUAUAUAAGUAAGCUGAAAAUAAUGAAGCCGUGAGCAAAUGUUCAUACCUUGUGAGGAGAACUACUAACCAGUUAUUAUUUAUCAAUGAUGAAAUUACAUGGGACUCUUUUCUACAUACAAUAGUUGUUGAUGUGUUUAAAAUAGGAAAGCUUCAUAUUAGAGUAUGCGUAAAAGCAUAUUGCUAAAUCAGUGUUAUGGAAAAAUUAUCAUUCAUCAAAUGAAUGUAGUUUUUAAAGCAACAAGGCUUGUAGAAGUUGUAAUGGUCAGGCAUAUUGUAUUGAUCAAAAGUUUUAGUUUAAUCAUGAAUACUUUUAGAAUUCUUCUGUCUGCAUUAGAUAUAUAAGAACAUUACCGGUUUGUGUAUUUGUUAUUAUCUACCCUGGUCAAGUGGUUGACUGGUAGGGAGAGGUUAAUUGAAUGAACAUGGUCAUGCUGGUUAGUUAAAAUAUUUGUAUUAAACAUAAUGGAAAUGUUUUCUAAUUAAUUUUUACUUUCUUUUGAAGUCGUAAUCAUAUCAUAACAUAUACCAAGGAGGUUAGAAUAGAUGGAGUAACAGCAAAUUUAUUCCAUUGACCCAUGUUCGAGGCCGUUGGGUUAAAUCGUUGGUAUUCAUAAUUCAUAAUAAAAUGAAAAAAGGCAAAAUACCAUUUUUAUUUUAAAUAUAGUUAGUUUUCCCAAUAAAUCCGUUGGCAUUGAACUACAGACAUCAGAGGCUCAUUGGUAAAGUUCUAGGUUUAAAUUUUUUUUUACCUCCUUAGUAAUGGGCAGCUGCUUGACCUCCAGCUCUUCAAUGCAUCCUUGUUGACCACUUGUAUGGUCCGUGGUGGGAUUUAAUGCCAAAGCACUCAAAUGAUUAGUAAAAUGCAAGAUAAUGUGUAUCUUAUAUUUCCUGUAUGUGAGCAUUGCCCAACUGGAUUAAUGUCAAUAAUAAAUUAUCUUGCCAUUUUGGUUGAUUCAGAUGGUAUAAAAAUA